This is a messenger RNA of Quercus robur (English oak), 1875 nucleotides long. Its product is annotated as NADP-dependent glyceraldehyde-3-phosphate dehydrogenase. Gene Ontology annotation, molecular function: lactaldehyde dehydrogenase (NAD+) activity. The transcript has 9 exons. The coding region runs from base 173 to 1666 and encodes 497 amino acids. NCBI's taxonomy places the organism in Eukaryota, Viridiplantae, Streptophyta, Magnoliopsida, Fagales, Fagaceae. The record is from RefSeq and is a predicted model, not a curated record.
UACAUUACAUUACCCACCAAACCAUAACCAAAUUUAAACCUCACCAGACACUCCUCACUCCUCUCACCUUCACUUCUUAAAUUCUUACACUCUUCUCCGACUCUCAAGGGAGUGGAAUCUCUAAAAGGGUGUCGGUGAAGUUGCUUCUUUUCUUUGUUCACAAACUAAAACUAUGGCUGGGACUGGGUUGUUUGCAGAGAUUUUGGAUGGAGAGCAUGUGUACAAGUACUAUGCAGAUGGGGAAUGGAAGAAGUCAACUUCUGGGAAAACUGUUGCUAUCAUCAACCCAACUACAAGAAAGACUCAGUACAAGGUUCAAGCCUGUUCACAAGAAGAGGUAAAUAAGGUCAUGGAUUUGGCAAAAACUGCACAGAAAUCAUGGGCAAAGACUCCACUUUGGAAGAGAGCAGAACUCCUUCACAAGGCAGCUGCUAUCCUCAAAGAGCAUAAAGCCCCAAUUGCUGAAUGCCUUGUAAAAGAAAUCGCAAAGCCAGCUAAAGAUUCAGUAACUGAGGUUGUGAGGUCUGGGGACCUGGUUUCUUACACUGCUGAAGAAGGGGUUAGGAUUCUGGGGGAGGGAAAGUUCUUGGUCUCUGAUAGUUUCCCUGGAAAUGAGAGAACCAAGUACUGCCUCACUUCUAAGAUUCCACUUGGGGUGGUUUUAGCCAUUCCCCCAUUUAACUAUCCUGUCAACCUUGCUGUGUCAAAGAUUGCUCCUGCACUGAUAGCUGGAAACUCCAUUGUGCUCAAGCCUCCAACUCAGGGUGCUGUUUCUGCUCUCCAUUUGGUGCAUUGCUUUCACUUGGCUGGUUUUCCCAAGGGUCUUAUAAACUGUGUCACUGGGAAAGGCUCUGAGAUUGGAGACUUCCUUACUAUGCAUCCUGGGGUGAACUGCAUAAGCUUCACUGGUGGAGACACAGGAAUUGCAAUUUCAAAAAAGGCAGGCAUGAUUCCUCUUCAGAUGGAAUUGGGAGGAAAGGAUGCCUGCAUUGUACUUGAGGAUGCUGACCUAGAUUUGGUAGCAGCAAACAUAAUAAAGGGGGGCUUUUCUUACAGUGGCCAAAGAUGCACAGCAGUUAAGGUUGUCUUGGUGAUGGAAUCUGUGGCUGAUUCCUUGGUUGAGAAAGUGAAGGCUAAAGUGGCAAAAUUGACUGUUGGGCCACCUGAGGAUGACUGUGAUAUCACUCCAGUGGUGUCAGAGUCAUCUGCCAAUUACAUUGAAGGAUUGGUUAAGGAUGCUAAAGAAAAAGGAGCUACAUUUUGCCAAGAGUACAAAAGAGAGGGCAACCUUAUCUGGCCUUUGUUGUUAGAUAAUGUAAGGCCUGAUAUGAGGAUUGCAUGGGAAGAACCAUUUGGACCAGUUCUUCCAGUUCUUAGGAUCAAUUCUGUAGAAGAAGGAAUCCACCAUUGCAAUGCUAGCAAUUUUGGACUCCAGGGUUGCGUCUUCACUAAGGACAUUAACAAAGCAAUGUUGAUCAGUGAUGCAAUGGAGACUGGGACGGUUCAGAUAAACUCAGCACCAGCUCGUGGACCAGAUCAUUUUCCUUUCCAGGGUAUAAAGGAUAGCGGAAUUGGGUCUCAAGGAAUCACCAACAGCAUUAACAUGAUGACCAAGGUCAAGACCACUGUUAUCAACUUACCAACCCCUUCAUACACCAUGGGCUAGUAUUACCAAUAAUAAAUGGAUGAUCACAACUAUUUGUAUUGUAGCUAGUUAGAAAUAUCUGAAAACGGAAUUUAUCAGUAGACUUUUAAGUUUGUAUCUUCUUUGUCAAUUGACAAUCAGAUGAAUAAUGGGGAUACAUGUAUGAGCAAUUACAGUGUCUACAAUAUGCAGUAGAUUUUGCAGAAAUAUGAAUUUGGCUUUAUCUAGCA